CAAGAUAGUAGAAGGGACGUAACUCUUCUUCUAAUUGGAACUCUCCUGUGUAUGACACAAUAUGACAACGUGAUUUGUUACUUCGUAAAAAUGUCUACCAGGAAGAGUAGAGAUGUCUCUGAAUUGAGUUGUCGAGGGAACGAUUUCUUACGUUUUCUUGAGACACAACAUCAACAGGUAAAUGGCCUGAAAAAGACAGAUUUACAGACAAUAUAUAAUACAGAAUAUCUUACAUAUCGUUGCCAGAUUCACCCCGAAGAAUCUAGUAUUGACUUUGAUAUAGUGUUUCAGAGUCUCAUUGACAACUCAGUAUUACAUCUGGAGGGAGAUGUGCUUCAGCAACUUCACAAACAGAGUGCAAAUGAAUAUUUCUAUAGAAAUUCAGGUGCAUCAAAUUUCUAUCAAAGGCAGCCAACAUAUUCAGACAUUUGCAACCCAGGUUCACAAAGUGCAGCUAUUUCACUGGGAAGAAAUGAAAAUUUUAGUGACAAAGGUGCAAAACCAAAGAAGAAAAUGCAAGGAAAGCUAGUAGUAGACCAACAUACUGCCUUAAACUUUAAUAAAUUCCCCUCAGGAACUCGGGAUCAAGCUAGCAGUGAAUCCAGGGGAAAUUUGGCAGCUCCAUUUAGCCCCACACUCAAUAAUCUUCCUAAGUAUGUGUCUUAUAAGAAUCAAAUUUAUGAGUGUUCUCCAUGUGGGGCUAAGUGUACAUCGGGUGGAGAACUGCACCGUCACCUGGAAGGUCGUCGUCACAGACUCAGUGUGAUCACAAUGAAACUGAAAAAAGAAAGGGAGGAUCUCAUACAAGACAAAAAUAGCAUACAGAUCAAGGCUGACUGUGAUCGAAAAAAUGGCACCUACUUCCUCGAUCUGAAAGAAGGAGAAGAAAGAACUAUCAAUAUAACCAUCAAAAACACUUCCUCAGAGGACAUGAUAGAACUUGUCCACUGCGAGAUGCUGAAACGGAUCCGAGUAUUUACUUUGUAUGAUGAAAAAGAUGUCACAGAACAACAAAACAAAGUGACAAUUUUGCCUGACUCUACGUACAAGAUAAGGAUAUCAGCGAUGGCGAAGAACGUUGGCAACUAUCAUGCCCCUUUAGGUUUCCAUUUCAACCUUGGUGGGCAUGAAUUCCAUAUCGUCAAGUUUAUCCAUGCCAAAUGUAAAAGUGCCAUCACAGACACAGUGAAAUCCACCAAGCCAUACAAACGUCCUCGGCAGUCAUGGCGGAGAGAGGCAGCGGAAAUCGUGGAGGGAUACCCACUACCAAAAUGGUGUGGAGACAACCUACCCAAAACUUUAGCUCUACAAAGAUACCGCAUUCCAGAACCGCUCAGGAAAAUCAUCAACCGUGGUCUCAACCUUAGUCUGGAGAGAUACAGCGAGACUGAUAGGGCAGAACUUACAAUACUCAAGAGUAUUCUUGAGAAACCACUUGAUUUUGAAAACUAUGACAAACGGUUUUCUGCAUUGAAUCACUUUGAGGAGACACAGAUGGAGGUUGACAUCCGUAAAUACGAUAUGGAGGCUGUCCCCAUGAAGGAGUGUCCGAACAAUCGCAGACUACUGCGGUUAGAGGUACCCGGCCUGUCUGAGAAUCGUCCGUCAGUACUGAGAGGGGAUUGGUUGUAUGUCAGAAUCUGUGUAGAGGGAAGCAAUGCUGACAGAGAGUAUCAGGGAUACGUCCAUGAGGUCAGGCAGAAUGAAGUGGCCCUGGGAUUUAAUAAAAAAUUGAUGGAUCAGUAUGUCAGGGGCAUGAAGUUCAAUGUUCGUUUUGUCUUUAAUCGACUACCUCUGCGCCUCCAGCACAGGGCAGUUGCGUUAGCUAAAGAUGAAGGACUCCAGGACGUUCUUUUUCCUGCACCAAAGACCAUUUGUAAUCGAAGUGUGAACAUCGUAGCCCAACCUCUUGUAUUUUACAACAAGGAUUUGGAGAACAAUAAGGAACAGGCGAUCGCCAUUAAUAACAUCCUUAUUGGAAUGUCACGUCCAGCUCCAUACUUGGUGUUUGGUCCACCUGGGACAGGUAAAACUGUCACCAUUGUGGAAGCCAUGAUGCAGAUAUGGAAAAAUUUCAAAACAAAGUGCCGUAUCCUGGCCUGUGCUCCGUCCAACAGUGCUGCUGAUCUCAUUGCCACUCGUCUUCUCAAGAUACAUGUAAUCCCAAAAAAUGACAUAAUAAGACUGAACGCAUUCUCAAGGUCAUGGGAUUCUAUUCCAAGUGAAGUGAAGGAAAUAAGUAACUAUGACCGUAGCACGUGUCAGUACUUUUAUCCUGGCCAGGAGACGAUCCAGGAAUACAAGAUCAUCAUAUGUACACUUGUUACUGCGGGCAGGCUUGUGUCUGCAAAUUUUCAAAGUUGCACCUUUUCACAUUUCUUUGUGGAUGAGUCUGGCCAUGCUGUAGAGCCUGAGUGUAUCAUUCCAUUGGCUGGAAUCUUGACAAAUGACCCACAGUUAAAGUGUGGACAAGUGGUACUUGCUGGUGACCCCAAACAGUUAGGGCCAAUCCUCCGAUCACCUUUCGCCCUGCAAUACGGACUAGGUGAAUCCUUGCUGCAGCGCUUCAUGUCAAAGUGUGAAGUAUAUAAGAGAGGCAAUACACAAUCUGGAAAUGAAUACGACACCCGAAUUAUAACUAAACUGCUGAGAAACUACCGUUCACAUCCAGCAAUUUUGAAACUUCCAAACCGUAUGUUCUAUGAAGGAGAGUUGGAUAGCUGUGCUGAUAUAGGCAAAAGAGAAACUUACUGUGGCUGGGAAGGUCUUCCAAAGAAAAACUUCCCUGUUAUAUUUCAUGGGGUCAUCGGUCAGGAUGAGCGGGAGGAGAGAAGUCCAUCAUUUUUCAAUGCAGCAGAGGUUGACAAAGUCUGGUCAUACAUCCAACUGCUAUUGCAGUACAAAGGCUACAAGGUGAACCCAAAAGAUAUUGGAGUUAUCUCCCCAUACAGGAAGCAGGUCCAGAAAAUACAGGCCUUACUGAGGAAAAAGUCCAUGACUGAAAUAAGUGUAGGGUCAGUAGAGGAAUUCCAAGGUCAGGAGCGAUUGGUCAUCAUUGUAUCCACAGUCCGCAGCAACCCGGACUACCUCUCUCUUGAUAUCAAAUACAAAUUGGGAUUCUUGAAAAAUGAAAAGAGAUUCAAUGUGACCUUGACCAGAGCAAAGGCCUUACUAAUUGUCAUUGGAAAUCCCCAGACACUGUCACACGAUGAGCACUGGAAAAGCUUCAUCGAUUACUGUAAAGAGAAUGGGGGAUACACAGGAAUCUCGUGUGAGUCGGAGGAGGAGGAGUUACAGGACAUGGAAGAAAGGCUACAACUCAUGAAACUCUGGGACCACGAUGAAGUGGAAAAUACAGCCAAGUUUGUACAGGAUUAUGGUAUCCGCAAUGAUUCCGCCAUAGCUAGGGACAAGUGAUGUGGACCAUCCAUUUAUCAGACAAUACAGUUAAAGAUAGAGGAAUGAACCAGUCCAUCUGAUAAAUGAAUGCUUCGUUCUAGUAGAAUGAACCAGUUCCUCAUGAACAUAUAAUUUGAGAGUUCCAAGGUUGAUACAAUAUGGCGGCUAUUAUGUAAGGUUUUCAUUUUAGAUGUUGGCCAAGAUAAACAUAGACUUAUGUGUAACCAUUUAAGCUGAGAGUAAUGCAUUCAAAGUCCAAUUGACAUCAUAAAAGUAAAACUUGAAAAUGAAGAUGUCAUUUCAUGCUGUGUGUCAGAUUUACUGGCUGGACUCUGGAGGCCAUUGGCAGGAAACUUAACUAAUUUAUCUUUAGAUUUACAGGUUAGGGAAUGUAAUUGGGACCAAGCUGAGUUAGCAGACCAGUUCCUACCUGGCCUAAUUAGAAUAUUGUGAUACAUGGAAUACAUAAAGUUACUUUGAUGCUUAUUCUCAAUACAAUGUGAUAUUAGAUUGUUUUUUACUAAUGAAGUAUAUUUGUUUUAAUUUUUGACAAUUUGAUAACUUUUCUGUGACUCUUGUCUCCAUUACUAACAGUAACUUAUUUCCCCAUUGACUAUUGAUAAAAGAAAUUUUGUUUUAGACUGUUUAUUAUCCAUAUUACAAAUUUUUAGACUACACAUAAAUUAUACAUGUAGAAUCUACUAGAAUUUGUCACCGAUGUUUUUUUAAUUUCAUAUCUGAAUGGUGUAGUUCUUAUUUUAUGUUUUAGAAUUUUUGUUACAAAAAAGGAAAUCCCUCUUGUGGAUUUGAUAUCUGCAGGUGUGAAAUUUCAAGCCAUGCAUUUACCUGGUAUGGAUACUUAACAUGAAAUAGAAUAUUCUCAAAUCUAUUAUUUAAUUUGGUUAAAUUGUUUACUUCCUGAUUAUAAAUUGUAAGAAAAGUAAAGGAAGGAAAUAUAUUGUUGAUGAUAUAGAUACUAUUAUUACUGGUUUAAGAUUUUAAAAUUAUUUGAAAAAAUAUAAAUGAGUCAUAAUUUAUUUUUUUAAAAAUCUUUCAUUUAGAAUUUUAAAACACAAUUUUUAACAACAUAAUUUUACCUAUUUUUUCUCUUAUGGUGUUAUGGUUUGAUUUUACCCGUUUUUGGAAAGCUUGUAAGUCCAAAAAUAUACACCUCACACCUUUCUAAUUUGGUCUAUACAUGCAUUAGAGGUCCAGGAGUGAUGUUAUGGCAAAAUCAUGCAGAAAAAAAAUUGUGAAUUUUUUACACCCUUCUAAUUUGGUCUAUACAUGCAUUAGAGGUCUAGGAGUGAUGUUAUGGCAAAAUCAUGCAGAAAAAAAUUGCUAUUUUUUCGCAUUUUACCAUUUUGUGGACUUAACUUUUUUGGCACCAAAAUCCACUUUAAAGAUUUUUGGGAAACUUGUUAGUCCACACCCUUCUGAUUCGGUUUAUACAUCCAUUAGAGGUCUAGGAGUGAUAUUAUGUGACGUAAAAUUUCAAAAUGACAUAAUUAUACAUACAUUAAAAAUGAGUGCAUAGUGUGAUUGCUACUGCCGGUAAGCUUCGCAAUCAUUGAUUGCACUUGUUUGUUUGGUUAAAACAUCAAAGAUUUGUUUACCAGGUAAUUCUUGUUUGCAUAUCAUCAAAGAAUGUUAGCUUCUUAAAAAGAAAACAAUGAUUAUCUUAAUAUUUACUUUUGACUCUGUAGGUAUCGUAAAAAUCAUAAAAUUGUGAGGUCUUAAUGCCUAUAUUAUCAAUUGAAUGAUUAAGUAAUGAAAUAUCAUUUAUUACCAGAUCCUUUGUUAAUAAGGUAUGGAUUCAUUUAUUUUGAAAUAAAAAUAUUUACGUAGAUAGAAAAUAUAGGGUUUUUUGUAUAAUUUUGUAAUCCAGAUUCUAUCUAUAUGAUUAUACAAAUAUAGAAAAUACUUAAAUUACUUUUGUAAAUGUAGGUCUAGUUAUAAUUGUAAUAUUUAAGUGAAAAAUCUAGGACUAAAAAAGUUUUUAAGUUUACAUUAAAUACGAUGAUUUUACAAUGAAGUAUUAUCAAAACAAGUCAUGAAAGUAGUUUUUAAAAGUAUGAAUAUUUUCAUACAUUUGUAAAAUAUUUUUCCUUUGAAAUGUUAAGAAUGUAAACACGGACAUGAUCAGGUCCAUUUCCGAUGUGGUCCAUUCAGGUGGGCUUGCCUGGAACAUUCUGUGUAAUUCAUUACGAUUGUUUGUUAAAGAUUUGGUUCUUGGAAAAGUGCUAGUAGUGAGAAGUGUAAUAAGCUGGAGAUCAGGGUCCAGUUGUUCAUUAAAGUGAUUAGAAUAAUCACUGUUUUACUCCUGAUUACAUUACUUUAGUAUUUCAGGCAAAACUUACUUGACAAAUUUAAUGAAAAUAUAGUACUUUUUAGAUUUUCCUACCUGCCAGUUUUAAGGAGUACACACACAAAAGAUUUGAAGAGAAGCAGAAAUGAGAUUUUCACUAAGUAUUAUGAAGCUGAUAACCUUCUGAACAACUGGGCCCAGAUGAUUAAACACAAAGUCAUGGCCUAUUUAUUAUGAUAAUUUGUUUUCUGGCUUUAAGGAAGCAAGAGUAUUGAACAGGUGAUAAUUAAGAUCAACUAGCAGUUACCUGUAUCAGUAUUGAAAGUAGUUCUGUAAAGCCUGAAAUACGGACCAGAAUUUUCACUCUGGCCAAAGUUAUCUUUUUUGAUAAUUCCAAUAAAUCUAUCUUUAGUAUUCAAUAUAACAAUGAAUUCAGUAAUCUUCUGAACCGAUUUACAUUAUGCUGACUUGUUUUAUUUUUAUUUGUAUACAUGUAUUUUCAUACAAGAUGAAUAUAUUGUACAUACUGUUUGCAUGGUACUGAAUUUUUAAUGCCAAAGAACUCAGCAUUAACAUGACAUACAAAUGUAUACCUUUUCCUAGCAAUUUCCAUUUUUUACACCUAGAAUUAGUGUAUUGCCAACAACGGAAUGCUAUAUAGAAAAUAAAAUAAGCACUUACAUUCCUGAUAAUCAUCCUUAUAGAUUUGAAAUAAUUCCAUAGAACUUGUAAAUUCUGUCUUAUAUCGAGGAUUUUACGUCAGCUGAAAGAUAUCACAAUCACAUAUUUCCACACACGUUUCCGGAGAUCUGUUUCGUUAAAAUGAGGAAAUUCACCAUUUCAAAUAUAUCACCCACACCACAUGAAAUGGUAAAUAUAAAAUGUUUUAACGAAACGUCCAAUGUCAUAACAUCCAAUACAUCACUAGUACUGGAGAUGUAUUCUAUUAUUCUAUCAUGUAUUGUCGUAAAAGGAAAUAUGUUUGAAUACAUAGAGGAUAGCUAACAGUGUCUUCAGUAAUACCAAAGUAUUAGCUGCACGAGUGAAGCGUUUGGUAUUACUGAAGAUACUGUUAGAUAUUCUGUUUAUUACAUUUUAUAGCAAAAUAUACCGAGGCAGCUCAAUCUCUCCCAGAAUUCAUUGCGGUCCUCUGUCAACGGCUCACACAUUUUUACCCCAAAUAGUGUCGUUUUGUAUUCUUUCUUGCAGUCCUUACCUGUCCUCGAGGUCUUCAUUUCCAUACCUUACCUAGUUAAUUCACAGACUUAUAUAAAAGAUAUUUGUCCGUAGUCAUGUGUGGUGGCGAUACUGUUUAUCGUAAUUUAUUAUAGAUGCAUUUGCUUGUCAUGAAUUACAUAUAAUGCUGAUUUGAAUGUAAUACAUAGUACUAUGUUGAAAUAGUAUGUGUCAAUUUUAUAAAUUAUUGUCUUAUUUACCAGUGUGAAACAAAUGAAUUGACCAUUAUACAUGUUUGAUGUUUUGAUUAUUUAGUACACGUAUGCUUUGUCCACUAAACUAUAUUUCCCUGCGCAGUGAUUUAUAUUAUUUGCUAUUACAUGUAGUGAAGUCGUCCGCAAUCGCAUGACCAUGCAACUUUCCGGAACUUUGAAUUUUUUCCUUUUUUGUUUUAUUGGAAUUAUAACUUAUUAACAAAUGUUUUACAUUUAUUCUCAAACAUCUAAGGUAUUUCAUCGUUAUAUCACAUUGUCUGUGAUCUCUUACUAGAAUUAGAAAUUCUUAUAAUCGUUAGAAUACUUUUUAAUACAUUUAGGCAUUGUGGUUUGAAGCAAAACAAUUGUAAGGUUUGAUGAAUAUCAUACUCGUUGGAAUUAAACACUGAAUUAUCCAAAUGAUGAAAACUAGCAUCAUGAUCACCAGACCGAUAUAUCUGUUCGGGAAGGAAGGCUUUGGACGCGUUAAAUAACUGUAAUCGGCUAUAUUUUAACGCUCUCAGAAUAUAAUGCUUAAGGAUCAACUCUUCUGGGGUAUUCUGUAUGAGGUUUUCAUGGAAAACUGAAAAAAGAAAAAUUUGCGAAAGUAACCCUCACGUGUAUGAUUAGGCCAUCAAAAUCGCGAAAUUAAAUCCCAACGAAAAUAACCUCGUUUACUGUAUCUCUUCUUAAUGCUCUUAGGACUGAGAGAAAGCCUAACACGGCUAACAGGUAACAGCAUGUGAGGAAAAUGACAUAGGGCCUGCUAGUUAAAUAGGGAACAAUAGACGUUUGUCAAAAAUAAUAAAACUCCUCCCAAUGAGAGUAUUUGAAACUUUCCUAGAACUAUUCGGAUAAGCUACUUAAUGUGGCAAGUCUCUUGACAGUCUAUUAAAAAGUAAUUGAUUAUUAAUCUAUACCGAUGAUAAAAUGCGAACCAAACUAAGUGUAUACCGCUUUAUCAGUACAGUAAAAUCCGUGUAAACCUACAUGUAGAUCAAAUUCAAGUUGUGCCUCUUAAACGGAGAGAAGGGGUAGAUAGCAAUGCCCUAGAGGUAAAUAAGGUGUAACAGGCAUAGGAUUCCCAAGUAAUUGUUUUGGAAGAAGUCCUAUUGUUACGCUUUAUUUCGGAUCUAAAGUUACUAGAUAUUUUAUUUCUGUACGAAAUAGACGAGUUUGUUACACUACAAUAAAUACUCAGAAAACGGUAAAUGUACAAAAGUCGUAUCGAUCUGCAGAUAGCUGAUAUAUACAAUGAUUUGAUGAAGUGGAUUUUGUUUACUGGGUUGUGGGGAGAGCAGAACAAACAGCUGCAAUAAUAAAAUAACUACAUUAUAAGCGAACUAGAAACUAUAACUUUGCAAUUCCUUGAAGAUGACUCAUAUGUCAGUGUCAAUAGCAAAAUUUUCAUAACAAAAGAAGUUUCAAUGAAGUUUCAGGGAGGUCAUGAGAGGGACCUAUUUUCAAAAAUAUUCCGGAAAUGUAUAAAAAAAAAAAAUAUAAACAAACACUCAAUGAAUUAUCUCUCCAAAAAACAGUUAAGUUAUCCUGAGAAAUAAUGCUCUCAUUUUAACAAAAUUUCUAAAACAUUUUCUGCAAAGUGAGUGGAUGGCGUAUUUGUCAUGAUCUGCAGUAUAAUAUAAAAUCGUCUGUCACCAUCUACAGUAUAAUAUAAAAUCGUCCGUCACCAUUUAAAGUAUAAUAUCAAAUCGUCUGUCACCAUCUAAAGUUUAAUAUAAAAUCGUCUGUCACGAUCUACAGUAUAAUAUAAAAUCGUCCGUCACCAUCUACAGUAUAAUAUAAAAUCGUCUGUCACCAUCUACAGUAUAAUAUAAAAUCGUCUGUCACCAUCUACAGUAUAAUAUCAAAUCGUCUGGCACCAUCUACAGUAUAAUAUCAAAUCGUCUGGCACCAUCUACAGUAUAAUAUAGAAUUGUCUGUCAAGAUCUACAGUAUAAUAUAAAAUCGUUCACCAUGAUCUAUUCUGUUUCAUCUAUAGAGAGAGAAGUACGACAAUGUACAUGUAGAUGAGCUAGUAGUAUACAUAAUACAUGUAUAACUUAAGGAUGGACACAUUCACUCAUUCACUUCAAGAUAUGCUCAUAGUAUUCUUGGGAAAUAAAUAACACAAUCAAAAAUUAUGUCUCGAGUUUUCAUUAGAAAUAAACCCGCAAUCACGUAUAUUAGACGUGUCUGUGUUUUGAUAACGUUAGAUUACAUUGCUUUUUGUCGAUCGAAUGUGCCAUAUAUUCCUCUUUAUGAUGAUCACAGUUUGUGUCACAAUCUUUAUAGAAUUUAAUACAGUUGUAGACACAAACCCAGGGCCGUUUGUUACUACCAUCGAUGUAGGUAGUUCCAUGUUUAUUCCUUUUAUGUUUAAUAUAUACCUUUUCAUGGAAAAAGAGUCUGUAAUGGCGGCAUAUUUAUUAGUGAAGGUUUGGUACUUCACAGAUUACGAAUUGAGUACUAAAUGUGAAAUCAACAAGUGUACAUGUAGUCAACAACAAAUACCUAACUUUUCCGACACUAUGUCUAAUGCGACUUAGUGUCAGAUUCGAAAGGUUUCACUGUAUAAUAAACCGCUAUCACCAUCAAA
Messenger RNA from Pecten maximus, 9733 nucleotides. Its product is annotated as putative helicase MOV-10. The record is from RefSeq and is a predicted model, not a curated record. The coding region runs from base 52 to 3417 and encodes 1121 amino acids. The transcript has 17 exons. Gene Ontology annotation, molecular function: RNA binding; 5'-3' RNA helicase activity. Lineage: Eukaryota; Metazoa; Mollusca; Bivalvia; Pectinida; Pectinidae.